Messenger RNA from Solanum dulcamara, 481 nucleotides. RefSeq names its product defensin-like protein P322. The transcript is spliced from 2 exons. Lineage: Eukaryota; Viridiplantae; Streptophyta; Magnoliopsida; Solanales; Solanaceae. The coding region runs from base 90 to 326 and encodes 78 amino acids. The record is from RefSeq and is a predicted model, not a curated record. Gene Ontology annotation, biological process: defense response.
UAGCCUCAAUAUCACUCACAUAAUAUCAAAAAAAAAAAUAUAGACCUAUAUAAAAUUUCAAGGUUUUUCUUUCUCAAAAUUCUGUGAAAAUGGCACAAUCCAUGCGUUUCUUUGCUAUUAUGUUUCUUCUAGCCAUAAUUGUCAUGGCCACGGAGAUGGGACCAAUGAAUAUUGUUGAGGCAAGGCAUUGCGAGUCGAAGAGUCAACGUUUCAGGGGACCAUGUGUGAGAGAGAAAAAUUGUGCCGCGGUAUGUGAGACCGAAGGAUUUUCCGGUGGAGAUUGCCGUGGAAUCCGUCGCCGAUGCUUUUGUACUAGGCCAUGCUAAAUGAGUAUUAAUAAUAAUUUGAAUUGUGUGUAAAGAAGAAGUACUCUUGAAUAAAGAACACUGAUUGUUCAAAGUUUGUGCUAGUUUUGUUUCUAAAACUAGUUAUCAUCUUUGAAUUGUAUGCAAUUAUGGUGCAAUAGAGUCGUAAUUCUUCA